Nasonia vitripennis (jewel wasp) is the source of this 2480-nucleotide messenger RNA. RefSeq lists its product as uncharacterized. The record is from RefSeq and is a predicted model, not a curated record. The transcript has 5 exons. The coding region runs from base 330 to 2075 and encodes 581 amino acids. NCBI's taxonomy places the organism in Eukaryota, Metazoa, Arthropoda, Insecta, Hymenoptera, Pteromalidae.
CCUUAUUGCUCUUGAAAAGACUCGCUUGAAGUUAACCGCGAAACCUAACCUCUCUUCGAGUCGAAUCCUUGAUAUUAUUCGAUCGAAGAAAGUCACGGUAUUAUUGGCUGUAUUCAGGUGUACCAGCUGAUUAUAUGUCAAGCACUCAAGCUUUGUGCGAACUGCGACGCGCAUCGUCCGCUCCUUUAUCGGAUUUAUCGCUAGGCCCAGUAUAGUAAUAAUCCAGAAGAUUGAGGCGCAGAAGGUCGCGAGAUGUUGGGUUGAUUGCGUUUUUUAACCCAGAUAUUUUUUUACUUUUGUGCAUUACGAGUUGAAGGAGAAUUAUCGCAAUGUCGGGCGAACCGAACGUCAAAGGUUAUGCGCCGCUGCCCCAGAGUAUCAGUAACACUGAUACCGAGGAUGACGAUGAGGAGCAUCAGCAUCAUCGCGAACACGCGGAUAGUCUGUCCAAGGAUGACGACCAGUCGAGAAUAAGCGAUACAACAACGAUUUGUCAAAAUGGAAGGUUUUAUCCUCUGGAUGAAACGAAAAAUCUUGCAAACAGAGCAAGAAAUGGCCGGAAUUCUUUUGGCUAUAGCACUGACAAUAUUCCAAUUAUGAUACUCGAUGGACAAAGUCACGAUGAUCUGUGGAAGAGACAUGACAUGUCACCUCUUAGGCGGUUCUGCCUUGUUGCUUCAGUAUUACUUUGUAUACUCACUAUAUUAAUAUUCUUGUAUGUACUACCUUGCGACAACUCGUCGAUAUGCCCACCUGCACCAGAGCCUAAAACCUCUGUGUCUUGGGAUAAAACAUUAGAGGGUGUUGAGAUAAAUGGAAGGAUAACAGUGAUACCAGGCAGCCCUUACAAUCUAAUAUUCUUGUUGCGAGGUCAGCAGUUUGGUGACAUAGAUUCGCGAGAAUCUCCAGGGCAGCAACAAAUUACACCAGAAGGCGGAGGAGUUUUGUCGAUGCAGGGUACUAGCGGCAUUCCGCUGUGGUGGGUUGUACUGAAACGACUUCCUACCGACAUAGACUGCGAGAUCCUCGAUACCGACGGCUCAGGAAAGCCGGAUUGCUUAGUUUCCGGUGAAGGCGGUCUCCUGGUGAGCAUCGAGCCAAUCGCCGGUACUAUCCACUGGAACUCCGAAAUUCACGCGCAGCCAGCGCUGCCACUGCUGCUCUCGGAUCUUGACUCCGACGGGAUCAACGACCUGCUCACCAUCGAGCUUACAAACUCUAGUCAAAGUCUUGUGUUUUUGUCCGGGAAGAGCGGGAAAGUGCUCGCGCGACAAUCCAUACCCGGAUGUCAGAGCGUCGAGCUGAGCGAUAUCGACUCGGCGUUCGUUUUGUCGUACACUUGCCACAAUGGGAACUCGAAUCAGUCGACAAAAACUAUCCUCCUCAAGAAUUUAAUCGAGUCAAUCAACUUCUCGCAAGCACGUCGUAAGCUGGCAUUGACAGUUUUAACACAGCCUGCAACAAGCAAACCGCCGGCUUCUUAUCCGAAUCAGACAUCAACCGACAGUUGGGAUCUGACACCUCAUCACCGACUUUACGUACGUAACGUAGCCGGUGACCGUUGUCCAAGCGACGUGUGCCAGACUAGCGUUAAUUUGACACUGGUGCAUGCGAGGAAUGAGAGCCGCAUCUGGGACCAUGCGAGUGCCUCAUCCUUUGUCACGAGGCCAGCGAUACUUGACACAUUCGGCCAAGCCUACACUGCAGGUUUUGCACUCAAGUUUUGGAAUUGGACCGCUGAUACUGCAGCUGAGGAUAAGGAAAAAUCAGUAACACCGGGACCAACAACGGUGCGUCAGCAGAGCUUGACCGAGCGCGUGAGCAUCAUCUUUGUGAAUAACACAGAGGUACAUGUAAUGAACGCAAGUCAGAGCGAGCUGAUACAGCUCUGCCGUGGCCAGGAUUGUCAACCAAGUCUGCCGCGGCAAGCGCACUCCAUACGCAUUGCCGAUCUUAACGGCGAUGGUGUCAUGGAGCUGAUAAGCUACAGGACAACCUACAACAUGGCAGAUGAUAUCAGCAAAGCCACUCUCACCUCCAAGGUGCAGAUCGUCAAGCUGGAUGCCGUUUUUUAAUUUUGCGACACGGUCGGGAGAUAUCCCAACCAUCAGUCGAUGUACAAUGUAUAACGCGACGAGAUUGAGCUUAAAACUUUUCCUUUUCACCUGUUCUCUGAACGUUGCUUCUAUUCUCUAUACUUCUUUCGUUUCUUUGUAUCGUUCUUUCCUUGCGUUAUUAACUCCUUUGUCUCUCGUAUCUAUGUCUGUCUAUAUUGUAUAGUUAUUUGAUUACCGAGAGAAUGAGAAAGGAGAGAAAAGUGCGUAGUUGCUAGAUUAUUUGUUUUUAUUUAUUUUUGCAUUUAUUUGUAUUUAUUUGUAUUUAUUGAUUGUUAUUAUGAUAACUAACGAGGCUUUAAACGUUAACGUGUGUGAUGUAUUUAGUUAGUGAGAUUUUUUCAAUAAAAUAUACUGAAAUUUUAA